UGAGGUUUCCGGGAACAGUGAACGCCUCUUAAUGAGCGCAAACAAACUGCAGCCAGAGAGAAGUGAAAGUGACAGCGGGAGUUCACACCGAAGCACGGGGACAGAGAGACGGAUAGAAAACCGCUGAACGUAACACCGACGUGUUUUAUGACAGGAACAAGUUUAAAGCCGCAGAACUGGUUUGCUUUGUUUCCUGUUGCUAUAAAGUCGACUUGAGUCGCACUUUGAAUGCCCUGAGUCCACUGACAGCUUCAACGGAGACACGGACAGACACGCUACAGACAUGGAGAAUGGAAAGAGCCGCCUGCAGCAGACCCAGGAUGACGUGGAGGAGGUGAAGGUCAUCAUGCUGGACAACCUGAAUAAGGCUGAAGAGAGAACCGGCAAACUGGGUGAGCUGGAGGACCGGGCUGAUGUUCUGCUGGAAAAGAGUAAAGCCUUUGAAAAGACUGCCAACCAGGUGAAGCAAAAGAAAAGAUGGGAGAACAAGAAGAUGAGGGUGGUCUUUAUCGCCAUUGGAGUGGUAGCAGGACUCAUCAUUGUGGGACUUAUCAUCUUUGCUGCUGUUGGAUAACAUACGAAGACUAUAGCUUUGCUGUUGACGAAAGGAAAAGGGUGUUGGGACUGAAGGACAUGAUGUGAAUAAAGAUAAGAGGUCAUGGAAAAAGGAGUUUUUACUGCUGGACUUCAGCAUUUUGCCUGAACUGCUCAGUCUGUGAUAUUUCUGUGUUAUGAGAUAUUUAAGGGGAUAUCAUUCCCAGUCUUCACUUGUGUAAGUCUUCAGUUGAUAUGGUACCAUUGAUUGCUUGGCUGCUUCUUCCAAUGUCUUUCUUUACUUUUUAAAGGUCGUGUCUGCACAGCCCAAAUUGGAAGGACGCAAAAUUCACAUGGAGAUUAAAAUUCUUAAAAGUCUGUUAAAUGGACAUCCACAGAAUCAAACCAGUCCACUCUUCUCCCUGUAAUAUCUUACUGUCAUGAGAAUUUGAGAAGUUGUUGAAAUUGCCCCUAAUAUCAAGUGCUCUGGUGCCACCCACCUCUUUAAGUACAAGUAAUAAUUUCAAGCAAUUUUAUGCAAACACCGUCAGGUUGCUACUGUUGUAAUUUGUACACUAGCUCACAUUCAUAACUCAAAAUUCAUUUAAUGAUUCAGAGGAUGACAGGAGAGAACAUGCCAAACUUUGUUAACGUGCCAGCUUCGGAUCGCUUCAGAUAGGAAGGAUUGAACAAUUGUAUUGAAACACGAUAUUUCAGAAAAUGAUUGUCCUUAAAUCAUUAAAAUGUGUGUGUUUUUUAUUUUAGUUUUAUUUUUCAUAGUUGCAGUCUCAUAUUAUUCCCUGAAACACAGAUUAUAAGGUCUUCUCAUUUUGAGCUGGUCCAUAUAUCACACCAAUGUGGAAGAAGUGAAAGGAGAUUUUUGGUUAUUUUGGCAAAUUUUGGCAGUCUACAUGAAUGUUUGGGCCUGGGCCUGUCAAUAGUGAAUUCAAAUGUUUCUGUUGAGAAUAACCAGUGACUCCUGGUGGUGAAUGUUUGUACUUCAGAGAAAUAUGCAGAGGGCAAAAUGCCUUGCAGCUAUAUGUCUGUUGUAUAAUCAGUUUAAACAGUUCACUUCUGUGUUAUUAUUGACACUUACUGUUUGCUAAUUAUGUGAAACUUUCAAAUUUAAUUUGACCUCAAAUAUUGUGAGACAACAUUGAAUAUGAGAUGCAGGUGGUCUGUUUGGACACAAAUCAGAACCAUCAGUGUCUACUGCUGUUAAACCAACCAUGUGAAUCUAUUCCAAUAAUGUAAACACAAUUAAAAUAUUGCAGUUAACAUGCAGACAUAUUCUAUAUUGUACAUGAACAUUUAAUGAAAGGAUCUGUUAGGAUUGUCAUGUUACUCUUAUUUCAGUCCACUGCUUCAGAAUUUGGGUUAAGUUGUGUCACCGUUGCACUCUAGUUUAAAAUUACAAGAUAUUUACACCUAGAGAUGGUGUGCAGUAAAGCCAAACAACAGCACUGUCCAGAUAAAGUGGAUUGUUAUAAUGAUUUGCCAUGUUGAUUUAAAUGAUAUUGUAGUUACUAUAGUGAUAAGGUCUGCCUUUGUUUGUUUGAUAAUUUGCAGAGUUUAUAGUGUACUAUGAGUUUGCAAUAAACUGAAUCUUUGUUCCAUGUUU
This is a messenger RNA of Acanthochromis polyacanthus (spiny chromis), 2155 nucleotides long. It is a transcript of the gene vamp5, whose product is annotated as vesicle-associated membrane protein 5. Gene Ontology annotation, molecular function: syntaxin-1 binding; SNAP receptor activity. The coding region runs from base 284 to 574 and encodes 96 amino acids. Gene Ontology annotation, biological process: vesicle-mediated transport; vesicle fusion; SNARE complex assembly. The transcript is spliced from 3 exons. NCBI's taxonomy places the organism in Eukaryota, Metazoa, Chordata, Actinopteri, Pomacentridae. The record is from RefSeq and is a predicted model, not a curated record. Gene Ontology annotation, cellular component: SNARE complex; plasma membrane.